Molecule: messenger RNA, 1314 nt
Organism: Caenorhabditis bovis
Lineage: Eukaryota; Metazoa; Nematoda; Chromadorea; Rhabditida; Rhabditidae
Source: the annotation of a GenBank genome assembly
AUGCUCCACGAUAUAUUAUACAUGUUGCUCGUUUCCGCGGUGACGACGACGAACGCGGAGGCGAUCGAUGAAGUGGCGAGUUGCGCGUACAAUUCGAACCAUAGGAAAAGCAUUUUGACGGACCUUCUACAGGACUAUGACAAAACAAUGGUGCCGUCGAAUAAUUCGGUGCAGGUGAGCGUUGAGCUCACCGUUCAGGAUAUCUCGUCGAUUUCCGAAAUUUCGAGCUCGUUUAUUGCCGACGUGUGGUUUAGUCAGGUGUGGGAGGACCCGCGAUUGGACUAUCGGAACAUCUCGUGCAAGGCGAAUCUCUCUUUGGACAGCUAUGUCAGCGAGCGACUCUGGACGCCGAACGUGUGUUUCGUCAAUAGCAAAUCGACGCAGGUCCACAAAUCGCCGGCAUCAAAUAUUUUGUUGAUUAUUUAUCCGAAUGGCACCGUUUGGCUCAACUAUCGGGUCCAAGUGUCGGCGCCGUGCUCGUUCGAGCUCUCGCGAUUCCCGAUCGACGCCCAAGAAUGCCAUCUCGUCUUCGAGUCCUACUCAUAUAAUGUGGCCGAGGUCCGUCUCAACUGGCAACAAUGGGCGCCGGUGACAAUGCCGCCGCCGGAGGACUUUCGCCUACCCGACUUUCAAUUCUACAACGUGACGUGGGGAAAAACGUCGAACGAGUACACGGCUGGAAUGUGGGACCAGUUGAAAGUCACAUUUCGAUUCAAACGCUUGUACGGCUACUAUGUGCUCCAAAUGUACCUGCCGACGUACUUGUCGGUGUUCAUCUCGUGGAUCGCGUUCUGGAUUGAUACGCGCGCGCUUCCGGCGCGCAUCACCCUCGGCGUCUCAUCGCUGAUGGCGUUGACGUUCCAAUUCGGCAACAUCGUCAAAAAUCUGCCGCGCGUCUCGUUCGUCAAAGCCAUCGACUUGUGGUUCUUCGUGUGCGUCGCCUUCAUUUUCUUCUCGCUCGUCGAGCUCGCCGUCGUCGGUUUCGUCGACAAAAUCACCGAGAUCAAGCGACGCUCGCGACGCAUCAAAUUUCAGCGGGCCAUCGCGACGGGAACCAUCAAAAAAAAAUACUCGUUUAAUGCCAAAUGCGCUUCGACGCGAUAUUCAAUGAAUAAUAAUGAUGAUGAUGAGCUCUAUAAUAUGAGCGGAGAUCAAAACGGGAAUUCGCACAGCUGGAAAAACAAUAGCUCCCGCGAGAUGUCCGCAGACAUGGGCGCUAGAGUUGACUCAUUCGCCGCCAAAGCGUUUCCCGCAAUGUUUGCAGCGUUCAAUGUAUUCUACUGGUGGUAUUAUCUGUCAAGAGAGCGCAAUUAG